AUAAACGCGUGCGAGUGCGUGAUGACGUCAGGAGCGCGGGAAAUUUAGCGUCUGUCAGGUGACGGGAUGGAGAGGUACCAUGAGGUGAAACAUCUGCUGAAGACCUGGGAGUCAGAGUUCAUGAAGGAGCACAAAAGGAAGCCCAGCAAGGUAGAUGUGGAGCAGUCGUCUGAGGAGAUGAGGGAUCUUUACAGAGAAUUCCGAAAACUGAAACAAGGAAAAGUGAGCUUAACGUCAGCUGUGUGUGCGACUGAGACCGUGCCCGGGGAUGUUACAGAGGAAACAAGCUCCUGGGGAAGCCACCUUAACCGCGGCACUGUGACUGCAACGUUGACCUCGGAUGAGCGGGACUCCCUGAAGGCAUCUGUCCAGUAUUUUGGAAUGAAGCUUAAGACCAACUUGGGAGGAGCCUUGAAAAAUCGUCCAGUAUCCUUGAAGAAGUCCUCACUGCCCCGGACCCAUGUUAGUUUGACAGCGGUCGAAGCCAAGAAGCCGAGUUCAUCUCCGUCUGAUGCUCCACAGAUGGCCAUUGAUAAUUCUCUAGACUCUCCUGAGGAAUUAGAAAAUCUCUCUCUAGGAUUUCAGUCGCACAAGCUUCGAUUAACCUCCACUCUGCCAGAAAGUCCUAAGCCGAAGCUUCACCAGCUGCAAGCCAAAGUGGGCCAGCGACUGUCCUCCUUAAAUCCAGACUGGCUGGAGAGGUGCGAGCAGAGACUGGGAAGAGAUCACUGCCAACUUACAGACCGCGGAGACAGAAACAGGCAGAAGUCUGAACCUUGGGUGGACUCCAGGUCACCACCAGAUCCUGGACCUUCGGACUACUCGCAUGUAAAACAAGCACAGAAGACUUUGUUGUCCGAUCAGACUGCAAAGAGAAGAUCUCCCGGUGAAUGUGGGAAUCGUGACCCAAACGGCAAAGUAGACUCUAAAGAGACAUCAAACUGUGGUCCACAAUUCAGUUUAGCGAGAGGAGAAGAACGGCUUCCACACGCAGAAGUAAUUAACCCAACUCCCGAGAGUGACCAGAGAGUGGAGGAAACGGCCCAGGAGAGGAGCCACCUAAAACCAGGAGCCACAGAGGAGCCGACCGAAAAGAGCUACGUCCAAAAUGAGGAGCAAUCCAGACCUGAGCCUGCCGCAAUGGCCGUCUGUGGAGACCAGAAGGACAUGGAAUGGGAAGCCAUCGAAAGCAGCAAGACUGAGAGCAAUGAUAGGACGCCUCAGGGGAAAGAGGCAGAAGAGAGGGAAGAGGCUCAGAGACACCCCUACAGAGGCACCCCCAAAAAACGCACCGGCAACUUUGUUCGGAUCAAUCUGAAGAAGAAGACUUAUGUGAAAGGGUUUGCACUGAAUGGGAAUAGGUUAAGAAAACAGAUGUGGAAGUCGAAGUGGCAGAAGAAGGGGGAGCAGUUUGGCGGUGGUGGGAGACCUCUGUCCCGCGGUGAUGACAUUUGCUUCCGUUGUGGACAGCCGGGGCAUUGGGCGUCCCAGUGUCCUGGGAAAGGGCGUUCCAGUGAUCCUCAAGAGCUCGGCCCGGCUUCUGAGGUUGCCCUGGAUAUCGUGAAGCCAGUGUUGAGUCCACUCCCCUUCCUCCAGGCAAUGCUGCCUCUGUAUGAGCUGACAGCCUCUGGGAGAGUCCGUGAGACUCCGUCUGAGGUGUACGAUGCCCUCCGAGAGCUGGGAUAUCAGAAGUUUCAUCCAGGACAGGAAGAGGGUAGUCGCAUCUCGUGUUACUCGCCGUCGUGUUCUCAAUUUGUGUCUUUUUUGUCUCCAGAUCUUUACAGAGAAUUCCGAAAACUGAAACAAGGAAAAGUGAGCUUAACGUCAGCUGUGUGUGCGACUGAGACAGUGCCCGGGGAUGUUACAGAGGAAACAAGCUCCUGGGGAAGCCACCUUAACCGCGGCACUGUGACUGCAACGUUGACCUCGGAUGAGCGGGACUCCCUGAAGGCAUCUGUCCAGUAUUUUGGAAUGAAGCUUAAGACCAACUUGGGAGGAGCCUUGAAAAAUCGUCCAGUAUCCUUGAAGAAGUCCUCACUGCCCCGGACCCAUGUUAGUUUGACAGCGGUCGAAGCCAAGAAGCCGAGUUCAUCUCCGUCUGAUGCUCCACAGAUGGCCAUUGAUAAUUCUUUAGACUCUCCUGAGGAAUUAGAAAAUCUCUCUCUAGGAUUUCAGUCGCACAAGCUUCGAUUAACCUCCACUCUGCAAGAAAGUCCCAAGCCGAAGCUUCACCAGCUGCAAGCCAAAGUGGGCCAGCGACUGUCCUCCUUAAAUCCAGACUGGCUGGAGAGGUGCGAGCAGAGACUGGGAAGAGAGCACUGCCAACUUACAGACCGCGGAGACAGAAACAGGCAGAAGUCUGAACCUUGGGUGGACUCCAGGUCACCACCAGAUCCUGGACCUUCGGACUACUCGCAUGUAAAACAAGCACAGAAGACUUUGUUGUCCGAUCAGACUGCAAAGAGAAGAUCUCCCGGUGAAUGUGGGAAUCGUGACCCAAACGGCAAAGUAGACUCUAAAGAGACAUCAAACUGUGGUCCACAAUUCAGUUUAGCGAGAGGAGAAGAACGGCUUCCACACGCAGAAGUAAUUAACCCAACUCCCGAGAGUGACCAGAGAGUGGAGGAAACGGCCCAGGAGAGGAGCCACCUAAAACCAGGAGCCACAGAGGAGCCGACCGAAAAGAGCUACAUCCAAAAUGAGGAGCAAUCCAGACCCGAGCCUGCCGCAAUGGCCGUCUGUGGAGACCAGAAGGACAUGGAAUGGGAAGCCAUCGAAAGCAGCAAGACUGAGAGCAAUGAUAGGACGCCUCAGGGAAAGAGGCAGAAGAGAGGGAAGAGGCUCAGAGACACCCCUACAGAGUCUGAGGAGCACAAAAGUUACACAGAGACAAGCCGUAAGAGGCCAGCAAAGAAGGCCAAGACUGACGGAGAAGACUCAUGCGAGGAUCCCCCAAGGGUCCAUGACACCGAGAAUCUGCUGGGUGAUGUGAUAGACGAGGACAAGACAGUGCAGAGAGUCACCGGCAACUCUGCAAAGAGUCUCAGGGCACCCCAAAAACGCACCGGCAACUUUGUUCGGAUCAAUCUGAAGAAGAAGACUUAUGUGAAAGGGUUUGCACUGAAUGGGAAUAGGUUAAGAAAACAGAUGUGGAAGUCGAAGUGGCAGAAGAAGGGGGAGCAGUUUGGCGGUGGUGGGAGACCUCUGUCCCGCGGUGAUGACAUUUGCUUCCGUUGUGGACAGCCGGGGCAUUGGGCGUCCCAGUGUCCUGGGAAAGGGGUCGCUGUGCCGCCAACCCCCUUGGAGUCGGACGCCGUACUGGAAGAGGAGCUCGUGCUGCCGACCUUAGAGGAGGUGGCUCAGAUGACGAACACUCAGCUGAGACCAACCUGUGGACGUUCCAGUGAUCCUCAAGAGCUCGGCCCGGCUUCUGAGGUUGCCCUGGAUAUCGUGAAGCCAGUGUUUGAGUCCACUCCCCUUCCUCCAGCAAUGCUGCCUCUGUAUGAGCUGACAGCCUCUGGGAGAGUCCGUGAGACUCCGUCUGAGGUGUACGAUGCCCUCCGAGAGCUGGGAUAUCAGAAGUUUCAUCCAGGACAGGAAGAGGCAAUCAUGAGGAUCUUGUCUGGCCUUUCCUCCCUGGUUGUCCUCUCCACUGGGAUGGGCAAGUCUCUGUGUUAUCAGCUGCCGGCAUACAUGUAUGCUAUGAGGUCUCCAUGUAUCACGCUGGUCAUAUCCCCACUGGUCUCUCUCAUGGAUGAUCAGGUCUCAGGUCUUCCAUCGAAACUCAAGGCUGUUUGUAUUCAUUCCAAUAUGACCCGGGCUCAGCGUGAAACGGCGAUGGAGAAGGUGAAGCAGGGGAAGGUGCAUGUUCUUCUGCUGUCUCCCGAAGCUUUAGUUGGAGGAGGUCGGACGGGCACCAGCUGUUUGCCCUCAGCUGACCAGCUCCCUCCAGUGGCCUUUGCAUGUAUAGAUGAAGUUCAUUGUGUAUCUGAGUGGUCCCACAAUUUCCGACCCUGCUACCUCCGUCUCUGCAAGGUUCUUCGGGAGCGCCUUGGUGUUCGCUGUCUUCUUGGUCUUACAGCUACAGCCACUCUGAGUACAGCACAAGACGUUGCUCGCCACCUGGAAGUCCCAGAUGUUGAGGGCGUUCCAGUGCGCCUAGCUGCUGUGCCCCCAAACCUGCAUCUGUCUGUGUCUCUAGACCGGGAUCGGGACCAGGCUCUCGUCACUCUCAUGAAGGCAGAACGGUUUGGGAGUUUGGACUCGAUAAUUAUAUAUUGUACACGGAGGGAGGAGACUCAACGCCUGGCAGCCAUGCUGCGCACCUGUCUGCAGGGGGUUACUGUGACUAAAGCAGCGGAUGAUGGUGGUGAUGCCUCACAGGACAGGAAGAAGAUUCAAGCCAGGAAGAAGAUUCGGCGACCGCUGAAGUGGAUGGCCGACUCGUAUCAUGCCGGGCUAUCUUCUGCUGAGCGUCGCAGGGUGCAGAACAACUUCAUGAGCGGCCAGCUGCGGAUAGUUGUAGCCACAGUGGCUUUCGGGAUGGGUCUGGACAAGUCUGACGUCAGGGGGGUCAUCCACUAUAAUAUGCCCAAAAACUUUGAGAGUUAUGUCCAAGAGAUCGGGAGAGCCGGGCGCGAUGGCAAAGAUGCUCAUUGUCACUUGUUCUUGGACCCUGAGUCCCAGGAUCUGGACGAGCUUCGCCGCCAUGUCUACGCGGACUCUGUGGAUUAUUUCACACUGAAGAAGCUUGUGCAGAGAGUCUUCCUCCGGUGCAGGUGUCGUGAGCUGCAGAGUAAGCGGGAAGCGCUGAGCAGGGGCUGUGAGGUGGAUGAUUCUGAGAUGAUGGAUUUCCUGGAGCGGUGUGAAAGCGGAGAAGGGAACUCGCCGGUGGAGCGCUCCUGCCACCGACACGAGCGAGCCUUGCCUAUAGACGAAACGGUGCAGGCGUUAGAUGCCCGAGAGGAAAGUAUUGAGACCCUUCUUUGUUAUUUGGAGCUCCAUGAGUGGCGCUGGCUUGAGCUUCUGCACCCCACACUGUCUACGUGUCGUGUUACCUGUUACAGUGGUCCUCAACAACUCCGUGGUUUGGCCCGCAGCUGUCCCCCUGUGGCCGUCGCCCUUGCCCGUGAACGUAUUUCUGGAGUGGAUCACACACAUGUAAGCUCUGUGGAGUUCAAUGUAGUUGAGCUUGCAGACUCCAUGGGCUGGGAAACUGUCCCUGUGAAGAGAGCCUUACGGGGUCUGCAGUGGAAUUCAUCAGCCACAGGUGGAUUUCGAGGUACAGGUAAGAGUGGGGUGCUGGUGGAGUUCAGUAAGCUUUCCUUCCACUUUUGCUCUUAUGGUGACCUCACGAAUGAAGAGAUGGAGGAAGUCUGUGAUUUCCUUCACCAGAAAGUGACGUCACGAGAGGCGACUUCGCUGAGGCAGCUGAAUUCCUGUUACAAAGUGUUUUUUAGAGUCGCAUACAGGAGCAGUGGAGCAUGCGCAGAGAAGGUGAACCCUGAGCGCAGUGCACAGCUGAAGACGCUCAUUCUCAGCUACUUUGAGGGGAAUAAUCCACUGGAUGAGCCUGAGGAAGACCACUCUGCAGACGAGCUCAGUCAGUUGAAGGUUGAAGACUGGAAGGUGCAGGUCUGCAGUGAUGUUCGUCUUUUCCUCUCCAUUCACCAGGAUGAACGCUUUUCUGGUCGAGCUGUUGCUCGUAUCUUCCACGGGAUAGGCAGUCCGUGUUACCCCGCACAGAUUUAUGGAAGAGAUCGCAGAUUUUGGAGGAAAUACCUACACUUGGAUUUUAACAAAGUCAUGCUGCUUUGUAAGGAUGAAAUUAUCAGACUGAAAUAACUGUGGGGCAGCAUGGAAUGGUCCUGCUGAGCGGGCGGUGGAGUUCCGGGUGGUCUGCAGUAUUUUAUAGUAAUUAUAAGGCAGAAACUUUCUAUUUAUUUGUGUUAUUUCUAAUAAACUGAGA
This is a messenger RNA of Bufo gargarizans (Asiatic toad), 5968 nucleotides long. RefSeq names its product RecQ like helicase 4 (gene RECQL4). The transcript has 32 exons. Gene Ontology annotation, molecular function: zinc ion binding; ATP binding; nucleic acid binding. The coding region runs from base 67 to 5844 and encodes 1925 amino acids. Gene Ontology annotation, cellular component: nucleus; cytoplasm; chromosome. Lineage: Eukaryota; Metazoa; Chordata; Amphibia; Anura; Bufonidae. Gene Ontology annotation, biological process: double-strand break repair via homologous recombination; DNA replication; telomere maintenance. The record is from RefSeq and is a predicted model, not a curated record.